Molecule: messenger RNA, 474 nt
Organism: Lachancea fermentati
Lineage: Eukaryota; Fungi; Ascomycota; Saccharomycetes; Saccharomycetales; Saccharomycetaceae
Source: the annotation of a GenBank genome assembly
AUGCCCUCGUUACCGCCAGGAUACUCUAUUAGAAGAACUCAGCCACGCGACUUCGAAAAUGUGGUCGACACUUUGAGGAUUCUUACAACAGUUGGGGAUAUCUCGAGAGAGCAAUUCGAAGAUAUUGUGACCUACUGGAAUAGCACGACAAUUAACUUUCACGGUAAGCAAAUACAUGCAUAUCACCCUCGUGUCAUCUUAGAUGGAUCUGGACGUGUCAUUGCAACAGGAACUGUCUUCCUGGAGAGAAAAAUCAUCCAUGAAGGAGGUCUGGUUGGCCACGUGGAAGACAUCGCUGUUGCCAAAGACCAGCAAGGCAAGCAACUUGGACUGAUAUUGAUCCAGCACCUCACUGCGCUCGCACAUGAGCAUGGAUGUUACAAAGUUAUCCUAGAUUGUGACGAGAAAAAUGUCGGGUUUUAUGAAAAGUGCGGUUACCGCAGAGCUGGGGUCGAGAUGGACCACCGUCUAUAA